AUGUCGAUCAAGCUCCACAAGCCGGAUGAGGUGGAGGUCCUGAGCACCAAAGACACGAAGCUCAUGGAGCAAUUGUUCCCGGACAUGGAACCCAAUCCGGACGGCCUUAACGGCGGCAAACCGCCAAUCGAUUUCGACAAAGAGUUCAACAAGCUAGCGACGACACUCCGGGAGGGGGAGCCCAGCGUCAGCCGACAGAUCCAGGCCCUGACCGACGAGCAGGCUGGGCUCGGGCCAUUUCCCGCAUUCCGAAUGCUGACCCGACCCUUUAUGACGAGACUCGCCGGGCAUCGCCGUGGCUGCUUGGCACCUCGCCAGGUCCUUCUGCGCGGUGGUUAA
Hirsutella rhossiliensis is the source of this 339-nucleotide messenger RNA. RefSeq lists its product as uncharacterized. Lineage: Eukaryota; Fungi; Ascomycota; Sordariomycetes; Hypocreales; Ophiocordycipitaceae. The record is from RefSeq and is a predicted model, not a curated record. Bases 1 to 339 code for a protein of 112 amino acids. The transcript has a single exon.